GUUCACUUUUCGAGACGACCGUUUCCUCAGUGACAUAACUGCUGGUUGGUGCAAGAUCCAUUGGAUUCAUAGGCCACAGCACUGGGCAGUCGUGCCACAGCUGGUCAACCCACGGCCGUGUGCCGCACUGCCUUGGAAAGACUGCGAGACGGCCUGCAAGGCCACGGGAGUCGAGGGCGAGUCCUGCUUCGCCCCCUGCAAGUGGCACUCGGCAGAUGAGGUUUGCUAUGCGGGAGGCAGGGAGAUCAUUCAUGUGACGAGUUCUCGUAUUCCUCUCAGCCACAGCAGCAGCUGCAGCAGCUACACCAGCUGCAGGAGCAGCAGGAGCAGCAACCACGACGACGACUAUGCCAACGGCGAUUGCGACGACGACGACGACGACGACGACUACUACUACUACGACUAG
Molecule: messenger RNA, 406 nt
Organism: Symbiodinium necroappetens
Lineage: Eukaryota; Dinophyceae; Suessiales; Symbiodiniaceae
Source: the annotation of a GenBank genome assembly